UGAGUAGCUCUUCACAAACCAUCAGCCAUGAGAGCUGUUGUGCUUGCCCUGACUGUAGCCCUUGUGGCAUGUCAACAGAUCAACCUUGUUCCUGAGUUUGCCCCUGAUAAGACCUAUGUGUACAAGUAUGAGGCUCUGCUCUUGGGUGGUCUUCCUCAAGAAGGUCUGGCCAGAGCAGGAAUAAAAGUCAGCAGCAAGGUUCACAUCAGUGCCGUGACAGAGAACACCUUCAUGAUGAAGCUCAUGGAUCCUCUACUCCACGAGUAUGCUGGCAUUUGGCCCAAGGAUCCAUUUGUUCCUGCCACUAAGCUCACCUCAGCUCUGGCUGCUCAGCUUCAGAUUCCCAUUAAGUUUGAGUAUGCUAAUGGUGUGGUUGGAAAGGUAUUCGCCCCAGCAGGAGUUUCCCCUACAGUACUGAACCUGCACAGAGGAAUCCUCAACAUCCUUCAGCUCAACCUCAAGAAGACCCAGAACAUCUAUGAGCUGCAAGAGGAUGGAGUUCAGGGAGUGUGCAGGACCCACUACGUCAUCAAUGAGGAUACAAAGGCCAACCACAUUAUUGUCACCAAGUCUAAGGAUCUGAACCACUGUCAGGAGAGAGUCAUGAAGGACGUCGGUUUGGCAUACACUGAGAGGUGUACUGAAUGCACAAAGAGGGUCAAGAGUCUGAUUGAAACUGCAUCUUACAACUACAUCAUGAAACCAUCUGCCGCCGGUGUACUGAUCGCUGAAGCCACAGUUGAGGAAGUGCAUCAGUUUUCACCCUUCAAUGAGAUCCAUGGUGCUGCCCAGAUGGAAGCAAAACAAACCUUGACUUUUGUUGAGAUGGAGAAGACGCCUGUUGUUCCAGUCAAAGCUGAUUACUUGGCCCGUGGAUCCUUGCAGUAUGAGUUUUCAACAGAAAUUCUUCAGACCCCCAUUCAACUCAUGAAGAUCAGUGAUGCACCCGCUCAGAUUACUGAGGUCUUAAAGCACCUUGUUGAAAACAAUGUGGCCAUGGUCCAUGAUGAUGCUCCACAUAAGUUUCUUGAGCUCAUCCAGCUCCUGCGUGCUGCCACCUUGGAGAAUAUUGAGGCCAUCUGGGCUCAGUUCAAAGACAAACCAGUUUACAGGCGCUGGCUUCUGGAUGCUCUUCCUGCUGUUGGCACACCAGUCAUUGUAAAAUUCAUCAAGGAGAAGUUCCUGGCUGGUGAACUUACCAUUCCUGAGUUCAUUCAGGCUCUUGUGGUUGCUCUGCAAAUGGUCACUGCUGAUUUGGACACCAUCCAGUUAACAGCUAGUUUGGCUAUGCAUGAGAAAAUCGCCACAAUCCCAGCUCUGCGUGAAGUCGUCAUGCUUGGAUAUGGUUCCAUGAUUGCCAAACACUGCAUUGCAGUUCCCACUUGCCCCGCUGAGCUCCUCAAGCCCAUCCAUGAUAUUGCUACAGAGGCCAUUUCUAAGAAUGACAUUCCUGAAAUCACUUUGGCUCUGAAAGUCCUGGGCAAUGCUGGUCACCCUGCUAGUCUUAAAACCAUCAUGAAGCUCCUACCUGGACUGAGAACUGCAGCUACUUCUCUGCCUCUUAAAGUCCAGGUUGAUGCCAUCUUGGCUCUGAGGAACAUUGCCAAGAAAGAGCACAAACUGGUUCAGCCAGUGGCCCUGCAGCUUGUAUUGGACAGGGCUCUCCACCCUGAAGUGCGUAUGGUUGCUUGUAUUGUGUUGUUCGAGGCCAAGCCCUCAGUGGCUCUCGUCUCCAAUCUUGCUGGUGCUUUGAAGACUGAGACUAACAUGCAUGUUGCGAGCUUUGCCUAUUCCCACAUGAAGUCCUUGACCAGAAUCACUGCACCUGAUAUGGCAUCUGUUGCGGGUGCAGCUAAUGUUGCCAUCAAGCUCAUGAGUCGCAAACUGGACAGGCUUAGCUUCCGUUUCAGCAGAGCCAUUCAGCUGGACUUCUAUCAUACUCCUCUUAUGAUUGGAGCUGCUGGUAGUGCCUACAUGAUCAAUGAUGCUGCCACCAUCCUGCCCAGAGCUGUUGUAGCUAAAGCACGUGCUUACCUGGCUGGAGCUGCUGCUGAUGUUCUUGAGAUCGGUGUGAGAACUGAAGGAAUCCAGGAGGCUCUUCUGAAAUCUCCUGCUGCAGAUGAAAGUGUUGACCGUAUGACAAGGAUCAAGCGCACACUGAGAGCUCUCACAAACUGGAAGGACUUUCCAACCAAUCAGCCAUUGGCUUCAGCCUAUGUCAAAUUACUUGGACAAGAAGUGGCUUAUUUCAACAUUGACAAGACAAUAAUUGAAGAAGCAAUACAGAUGGCCACUGGACCCAAACCACGUGAACAGUUGAAGCAUGCCCUUAAAGCUUUGCAGGAAGGAAUUGCCUUCCAGCAUGCCAAACCCCUGCUUGCAUCUGAAGUGCGUCGUAUCUUGCCAACAGCAGUUGGUGUGCCCAUGGAGCUCAGUUUGUACACUGCUGCUGUUGCUGCUGCAAGUCUCAAUGUUAAGGCCACCAUUACACCGCCUCUCCCUGAGGCGAUUGAGACUAUGACUCUUGACCAGCUCAAGAAGACUGAUGUUCAACUCCAAGCUGAAGCUAGACCAAGUGUUGCUCUCCAGACCUUUGCUGUGAUGGGAGUGAACACUGCCUUGAUCCAAGCUGCUGUUAUGGCAAGAGGAAAGGUCCGUACUAUUGUCCCUGGAAAAGUGGUAGCAAGAGCAGACAUUCUCAAGGGCAACUACAAGGUGGAGGCUCUGCCUGUUGAUCUUCCUGAACACAUUGCUGAUGUCAGCUUUGAGACUCUUGCUGUAGUUAGAAACAUUGAAGAGCCCAACGCUGAGAGGAUUGUUCCCUUAACUCCUGUGAGAGCUGCUGCUCCAUUUCACAAGACUCUCUGUCUUGCUGUCCCAUACAUUGAAAUCAAGGGGUGCGUUGAGGUGCACUCUCGCAAUGCUGCUUUUAUCAGAAAUUCUCCUCUCUUCUACAUAAUUGGAAAGCACUCAGCCCGUGCUGCACUGACAAGAGCUGAAGGUCCUGCAGUUGAAAGACUGGAGCUUGAAGUCCAAGUUGGUCCUAGAGCUGCUGAGAGGCUUCUUAAGCAAAUCAGCCUCAUUGAUGAAGAGACUCCAGAAGGAAAGGCCUUCCUGUUGAAACUGAGGGAAAUCCUGGAGACUGAAGACAAAAAUGCGUCCGUCUCCUCUGAAAGCAGCAGUAGCAGCCGCAGGAGCCGCAGGAGCCGCAGCAGCAGCAGCAGCAGCAGCAGCAGUUCAAGCUCCUCCAUGUCCAACUCUCGUAGGAGUAAGACUGCCAUGAUCAUGGAGCCCUUCAAGAAAUUCCACAAAGAUCGGUUCAUGGCACCCCAUGGUGCUUCAAAGGCAGUAAGCAGUGGAAGCACUGCAUCUAGCUUUGAGGCUCUCCAGAAACAGGCUAUAUUCCUCGGAAGUGCUCUUCCACCUGUUUUUGCUGUCAUUGCCCGUGCUGUGAGAGUUGACCACAAGCUGCUGGGCUACCAACUUGCUGCAUACUUUGACAAGCCAACAGCAAGAGUGCAGCUCGUUGUUUCCUCCAUCGCUGAAAAUGACAACAUGAAGAUCUGUGCUGAUGGAGCCCUGCUGAGCAAGCACAAAGUCACUGCCAAGGUUGCUUGGGGUCAAGAAUGCCAACAGUAUGCAGUCACUGCUAAAGCUGAAGCCGGUGUCCUGGGCGAAUUCCCUGCUGCACGUCUAGAGCUGGAAUGGGAGAGGCUGCCAAUAAUUGUCACCACAUAUGCCAAAAAGCUGUCUAAGCACAUUCCUAUGGCGGCUUACCAGACGGGCUUUAGCCUAGAAAGAGCAUCGAACAGUGAGAAAGAGAUUGAACUGACUGCAGCCUUGCCAAGUCAGAGAUCCUUGAAUGUCAUUGCUAGGAUUCCAGAGAUGACACUGUCAAGGAUGAAUAUUCGUCUCCCUGUCGCUGUUCCCAUUAAUCCAGACGGAACUCUUUCCAUUCAUAUCGAUGAGGACAUUCUCUCCUGGAUCCAGAAACAUUUCAAGGAAGAAUAAGAAAUGAAUUACAUUUUAAAUUUUCACAUUCAUUUUA
Messenger RNA from Rhinichthys klamathensis goyatoka, 4048 nucleotides. Its product is annotated as vitellogenin-like. The record is from RefSeq and is a predicted model, not a curated record. The coding region runs from base 28 to 4011 and encodes 1327 amino acids. Gene Ontology annotation, molecular function: lipid carrier activity. NCBI's taxonomy places the organism in Eukaryota, Metazoa, Chordata, Actinopteri, Cypriniformes, Leuciscidae. Gene Ontology annotation, biological process: lipid transport. The transcript has 28 exons.